CAAUUUCCACGUGACUCCACCCGAAUAUAAACAAACCUCGGCAAGAACUCACCGUUUGUACUAUUAACAGACAACACGAAACAAAGGAAUACAACAGACAUGUCCCUCUCGCUCGUGUGCGCUCUCGUGGUGGUUGGCGUACUUGCAACUUGCUUCUGUGAACCGAUCAACUUCAAGAAAUGCGAUGGAACUCCAGACAUAAAGUCUGUUGAUAUCUCUCCGUGCACAGCGCAACCUUGUAAAUUUCAUCAUGGAAUGAAUGUCACCGUUUCUGUAACAUUUAUCGCAGCGAAGAAUUCUGUGGGCUUAACUGCUGAGAUCUACGGAAUACUCUCUGGUAUACCUAUCAAGUUCAGAAUGCCAAACCCAAAUGGCUGUCAGUCCAGUAACAUCACGUGUCCUAUAAAAAGUGGGGACCAGUACACAUACAGUGGCCUUUUCAAUGUUCUUCCCACAUACCCUAACAUACGACUAACGGUGAAAUGGGAUUUGAAGGCGGACGACAAUAGCUAUCUAUUUUGUUUCUUGUUUCCUAUGGAAAUUGACACGUAAUGUUCUGUCACGGUCCUUAUCAUCAAACUACUGCAUAUGCAUCUUCGCUAGCCAAGGGUUUACGAUCCACUGUGCUUCUCUGUUGUAGAGGAGCAGAAUGGAUCGUAAACCUUUGGCUAGCGAAGAUGCUGUAUAUGAAUUCAUGCCAUUUUUAAAAUAAAACCAUUUGCAUUU
Magallana angulata is the source of this 726-nucleotide messenger RNA. Its product is annotated as NPC intracellular cholesterol transporter 2-like. Gene Ontology annotation, molecular function: sterol binding. Gene Ontology annotation, biological process: intracellular cholesterol transport. Lineage: Eukaryota; Metazoa; Mollusca; Bivalvia; Ostreida; Ostreidae. The coding region runs from base 100 to 552 and encodes 150 amino acids. The transcript is spliced from 4 exons. The record is from RefSeq and is a predicted model, not a curated record.